This is a messenger RNA of Sorex araneus (European shrew), 2509 nucleotides long. It is a transcript of the gene MCHR1, whose product is annotated as melanin concentrating hormone receptor 1. Bases 421 to 1698 code for a protein of 425 amino acids. Gene Ontology annotation, biological process: neuropeptide signaling pathway. The record is from RefSeq and is a predicted model, not a curated record. The transcript is spliced from 2 exons. Gene Ontology annotation, molecular function: melanin-concentrating hormone receptor activity; neuropeptide binding. Lineage: Eukaryota; Metazoa; Chordata; Mammalia; Eulipotyphla; Soricidae. Gene Ontology annotation, cellular component: neuron projection; membrane.
GACAUCAAACAUUUGGGAAUGGAAGACUUCUGCCAGCCUGUCCCCUUUCUGGUUCCCAAGGACUUGGCUUGUCACCAGCCAGCCGGUUGCUCUGUCCUGGACAGUUCCUGGGGCUGCUGAAAGACACUGGCAGUCUGACCAGUUAGCUGGAAUCCGGAUACAGGGGCGCUGGGGAGGGGUGACGUGGGAGGAGGGGGCGGGUGAGAGACCCUUGCAUUUUCCGCAGUCACCUGUGUCCCCUCCACCCGCCCUGGGCUCGGCCCCCACGGCCCCCGUUCCCCGGAAGGAGGCAGCCCUCGUGCCUCCGGACACCGGGAACCUCCCCUGCAGCCUGCGGCAGCCCCGGGGCGUCCCGAGCCCCGCUCUGCGGGCGGUCUGCAGCGGCGCGGGCGCGAAGAGGUUAACGCGCAUCCGCUCGGCAUGUUAAUGUGUCUAGGUGAUGUCAGUGGGAGCCGGGAAGGAGGGAGCGGGGAGGCGUCAGAGGCUCCGGGCGGCCGAGGAAGACCCCCCUCCCGGAGGGCGGCGGGACGCGGGUGCCGGGACGUGCGGGCGGGCGGGCGGGCGCCGGGCGCUGCGGCAGCCUGCGGGGGUGGACGCGCGGGCAGGCGGGCGCCGGCCGAGCCGCCGGCCACGAUGGACCUGGAAGCCUCGAUGCUGCCGCCCCCCGGCCCCAAUGUCAGCAACGCUUCGGAUGGGCCGGAUAACCUCACCUUGGCGGGGCUGCGUCCCCGCUCCGGGAGCGUCUCCUACGUCAACAUCAUCAUGCCGUCCGUGUUCGGCACCAUCUGCCUGCUGGGCAUCGUGGGCAACUCCACCGUCAUCUUCGCCGUGGUGAAGAAGUCGAAACUGCACUGGUGCAGCAACGUGCCCGACAUCUUCAUCAUCAACCUCUCAGUGGUGGACCUGCUCUUCCUCCUGGGCAUGCCGUUCAUGAUCCACCAGCUCAUGGGCAACGGCGUGUGGCACUUCGGAGAGACCAUGUGCACGCUCAUCACCGCCAUGGACGCCAACAGCCAGUUCACCAGCACCUACAUCCUGACGGCCAUGGCCAUCGACCGCUACCUGGCCACCGUGCACCCCAUCUCCUCCACCAAGUUCCGGAAGCCGUCCGUGGCCACCCUGGUCAUCUGCCUCCUGUGGGCCCUGUCCUUCGUCAGCAUCACCCCGGUGUGGCUCUACGCCAGGCUCAUCCCCUUCCCGGGGGGCGCCGUGGGCUGCGGCAUUCGCCUGCCCAGGCCGGACACCGACCUCUACUGGUUCACCCUGUACCAGUUCUUCCUGGCCUUCGCCCUGCCCUUCGUGGUCAUCACGGCCGCCUAUGUGAGGAUCCUGCAGCGCAUGGCGUCCUCGGUGGCCCCCGCCUCUCAGCGCAGCAUCCGGCUGCGGACCAAGAGGGUGACCCGCACGGCCAUCGCCAUCUGCCUGGUCUUCUUUGUGUGCUGGGCGCCCUACUACGUGCUCCAGCUGACGCAGCUGUCCAUCAGCCGCCCGACGCUCACCUUCGUCUACCUGUACAACGCGGCCAUCAGCCUGGGCUACGCCAACAGCUGCCUCAACCCCUUCGUGUACAUCGUGCUCUGUGAGACCUUCCGCAAACGCCUGGUCCUGUCGGUGAAGCCUGCGGCUGCGGGGCAGGUGCGCACGGUCAGCACUGCCCAGACGGUCGAUGAGGAGCGGACAGAGAGCAAGGGCACCUGACACACCGCCGGCCACCCUGAGUCACUGCACGACGGCGGAGGCGGCGGCCCGCCACGGGGAGAGCCGCCCGACCAGAGCCCCAGAGCCCGGGCCCCUCUGGAAGGAUGCUGGGACGCUGGGUGGCGAGGGUGGGGGGCGGGGGUCACUGCGACUAGAACCCACCCCAGGGCCUUUGCACGGCAGGGGAGGCGUGCAGCCAGCUCUGAGGGGGCUUCUGGCACUGGAUUCCCCACGGCCGUGCAGUACAAACUCUUUGGGGAGGGGAGAAAGAGGGAGAAGAACAUUCUGGUUGGGAAGCCAGGUGGAGCGCUGUCUGGCAUGCAAUCUGCUACCAGAGGUGGCUUCUGGAGGGGCCUGUCGGAAGUGGGAGCACUGUGGGGGUGGGCACUGCCUUUCUCCCACGCCAGGGUGCUGUGAGGGCGGAAGCAUGCUGUGCAGGCGCCAGUGUCCGUUCUCUUCCUCUCUCGGGGGGUGCAUGUCUAUGGGUGGGGGGGCAGCUUGAGGUCCCAGGGCGGAAAAGCCCCACUUGCUAGGAGAUCUGCUUAACGGGUGCAUCCACGGACAAAGCGAGGCCACUGGGGGUGGGGUUGGGGGCCUCAAAGUUAAAGGAAGUGCAAGGGGCUAGGGGUGGGGAGCUUUCGCAGUCGUGGGGACAUUGUCUUUGCGGGGAAUGUCUGUCUACCCCCAGUCCCCCGAGACAGUGCUCAUCCGUGCCCUGAGCCAGCUGGGCUCACCCUAAAGCCUGGCGCCAUCUGUCUGAUCCUGCUCUCCCUCCCCCCCGGAAAUAAAUAAAGGACAAACUUGCCUUGCA